AUGAAUACAAACCCUAUUAUAUUGAAUUUUAAAGAUACUCUUCUUCAUCAGUCAGAUAUUGAUUUGUUAAUGGGUCCUCACUGGCUGAAUGAUAACAUAAUAACAUUUUAUUUUGAAUAUUUAGAAAAAGCGGCAUAUUUGGAUGAAAAAGAUUUGCUGUUUAUCAGUCCUGAAGUGGUACAAUGUUUAAAGGCAACAAAGGGAACAGAACUAACUAUAUUUUUAGAUCCACUUGCUGCUAAACAAAAAAAAUUUGUUUUUUUGGCUUUAAACAACUGUGAAAUAAUGGAUAAAGCUGGAGGCUCACAUUGGAGUUUACUGGUUUAUAGUAAACCAGAAGAGACUUUUUAUCAUUUUGACUCUUUAAAAGGUACAAAUUAUUCACAAGCUGGAAAACUUUCUGGAAAACUGUUGAGAUAUCUGAGUUCUGAUGGAACAGGAGAUUUCAUCGAAUAUGAAUGUCUGCAGCAAACCAAUAGUUAUGAUUGUGGAAUAUAUUUAUUGUGUAAUGUGGAUUUUAUAAUAAACUAUUGUUUAAAAGAUAAUAAAGUAAAUGGCUGUGGAAUCAUUUCUGAGCAGUGUGCAAAAAAGAAAAGAUCUGAUAUUUUAAGAAUCAUAAAAAAUUUACAAUCAAAAGGAUAUUGA
Messenger RNA from Pediculus humanus corporis (human body louse), 645 nucleotides. Its product is annotated as Sentrin-specific protease, putative. The transcript has a single exon. Gene Ontology annotation, biological process: proteolysis. The record is from RefSeq and is a predicted model, not a curated record. Lineage: Eukaryota; Metazoa; Arthropoda; Insecta; Psocodea; Pediculidae. Gene Ontology annotation, molecular function: cysteine-type peptidase activity; deNEDDylase activity. The coding region runs from base 1 to 645 and encodes 214 amino acids.